CGCUGGCUCAUUUAGCCGCCUUCCGUUCUUUGCGCUACUCCAGCGGAUGAGCCAACCCCGAGGAAAGGGGCGCCCUUGUGACCGGAGGAGGGUUGGAUUCUCCCCGGCUGGUGACCUCCUGCUCCGGGGGACAAAUCCUCCCCCCAGCUGGCGUCACCUCUCCUCCGGCAGACCGAGGGCGACGGAGCCCACCGAUGCGUCCGGCAGCCCCUGAUGCUCGCCAGUGCUCCGGGGCUUUCCGGUCGGUGGGAGAGGCUCGAGCCGCGGCCGCGCGCUAGGAUGCUGCGCCAGGUGUUGCACGCAGGCCUGAGGACCUCGUUCCACGCGCUCGGUCGGUUCGUGGCGAGCCACCCGGUGUUCUUCGCGUCGGCGCCCGUGCUCCUCUCCAUCCUGCUGGGGGCCAGCUUCAGCCGGUACCGCGUGGAGGAGGACGUGGGGAGCCUGCUCGCCCCGAAGCACAGCCUGGCCAAGAUAGAGGGCAACCUGGUGGACAGCCUGUUCCCCGUGAACCGCUCCAAGCACGCGCUCUACUCCGACCUGCAGACGCCGGGCCGCUACGGGCGCGUGAUCGUCACCACCCGAAAGGGGAGCGUGCUGGACCCGGUUCACCUGGACACCGUCCUAAAGCUCCACAAGCGGAUCUACCAGAUGCAGGUGACGGUCCCGGCCACCGGUGUCAACAGCUUCAACUACUCCUUCUCCUACCUCUGUCUCCCCGACGACAAGAACGUCUGCAUCAUCGACGACAUCAUCCGCGCCAUGGAGGAGAUCCAGUCGGCGCGCACCUCCAACAGCUCGGCCCCGCCCCUGCGCUACCCCAUCACGGAGCUGGCGGACGGACGGCAGGCGUACAUCGGCCACCAGCUGGGCGGCGUGCAGGGCUGGGCGCCAACGGGGGCGGCGCGAGGUCAGGGGGCCGCGGGGGCCAGGGGCGAGGGUGUGCGGUCCGCCCGGGCCCUGCAGCUCACCUACUACCUCCAGGCCCGCGGCGGCCUGAUGGACCGGGUGGCCAGCCAGUGGGAAAAGGCCUUCUGCGCCGAGCUACAGCGCUUUGCGGCGUCGCACCCCAAACUGGGGCUGUACCCUUCCACUUCCUCUUCCCUGAGGACGGACUUCCAGUUCUCCUCGGUGCUGGCGCACCGGCCCCUGUUGGCCAGCCUGGGGGCGUGCGGCGUGCUGGUCGUCCUGUGCUGCUCCAUGAGGGACUGCGUGAGGUCCAAGCCCUGGUUGGGACUCCUGGCUCUGCUGUCGAUCACGCUGUCCGGCCUCACUGCUGCCGGGAUACUCAACCUGACCGGCGCCACCUACAACUCGACGUACCUGGGCAUCCCCUUCGUCAUGCUCGGUCACGGACUCUUCGGCUCCUUCGAGAUGCUGUCGUCAUGGAGACGGACCCGGGAGGACCAGCAUGUGAAGGAGCGCGUGGCGAGCGUCUUCGAGGACGUCAUGCUGCGGCUCUCGGGCUCCACCAUGCUCCACCUGAUGACCCUUGGCCUGGCCGCCUCGCCGCUCACCAACAUGGAGGCCGUCCGCCUCUUCUGCCGCACCGCCGCCCUGGCCGUCACCAUCAGCUAUGUUUACAUGUUGUCCUUCUACAGCUCCUGCCUGGUGUUCACCGGAUACCUGGAGACCGGGUACAGACACGGCUGCUUCUGCCGGCGGGUCCCCAAACCGGACCGGCUGGACUCCAAGCCGGCCUGGUACCGGUGCCUCAUGUACACUCGCUACCAGGACGAGGCGCCCGCGACCAACCCGCCGCCGCCGCACGGGGUCGAUCCCGCCCACGCAGCGAACUCCAGCCUGGCGAACACGCACGCGGCGAACCACUCGGCGGCGGAUGGACUCGUCGCCAACUCCGCACACGCUCAUCCUCAUCCUCAUCCCCAUCCCCAUCCUCAUCCUCACCCACACCCGCUCACGCAUUCCACAGCGAACAUGGACCCCAAUCCUCAGGACUCUCACCUGCUGCUGGGGUGUGUGAGGCGUUGCUAUGGCGACUGGAUCACCAACACCUAUGUGAAACCCUUUGUGGUUCUGCUGUAUCUGGUUUACAUCUCGUUUGGAUUGAUGGGCUUCCUGCAGGUGAACCAGGGCUCAGACCCCAGUGCACUGGUUGCCAUGGACACCGCGACAGUAUUGUACACCCGCGCCCAGCAGCGCUACUUCAGCUCGUACUCCCCAGUCAUUGGAUUUUACAUCUACGAAAGCGCCCCCUACUGGAACGCCUCGGUGCAGAGGGACCUGCUGGAGUACGCCAAGGGCUUCCAGCGAAUCAGCUGGCUGGAAGCGUACCUGAACUACCUGACGGAUCGCAACCAGUCCACCAGCCAGCCGCGGGAAAACUUCACCAACACGCUGCGCCACGCCUUCCUCCGCGAGCCGCAGUUCGCCCACUUCGCCGACGACAUCAUCUUCGCGGAGCGCGGCCAGGGCGAGGAGCCCGACGUGGCGGCGUCCCGCAUCUUCCUGGUGGCCAAGACGACGGAGAACAAGCGCGAGGAGAUGUCGGUGCUGCUGGACACGCUGCGCCGCCUGUCGCUGACCUCCCGCGUCCGCUUCCUGAUCUUCAACCCCUCCUUCGUGUACCUGGACCGCUACGCCGCGGCGGUCAGCUCCCCCCUCAGACACUCCCUGCUGGCGGUGCUCUUCCUGCUGGGCCUGUCCUCGCUGGCCGUGGUGGAGCCGCUGGUGUCCGUGUGGCUGGGCCUCACGGUGCUCUCGGUCCAGUUCGGGGUGCUGGGCUUCAUGACGCUGUGGGGCGUGGAGUUGGACUGCAUGUCGGUGAUGUGCCUGAUCUCGGCCCUGGGCCACUCGGCGGACUGCAGCGGCCCGCUCCUCUGCGGCUUCUCCUCGGGCCGCGGCGACAGCCGGACUCGCUGGGUGAGGGUGGCGCUGGAGAGGCACGGCGUGCCCUCCCUGCAGACGCUAAUCUGCUACGGCGCCGCCCUGGCGCCCGUCGGCGCCGUGCGCUCCAACCUCACACACACACUGUUCCGCUGCCUCGCCCUCACGGCCGGCUGCUCGGCCCUGCACACGCUGGCGUUCCUGCCCACCCUCCUCACCUUCCUGCCGCCCUCCAAGAGCCGGGGGCAGCCGCCCGACGGCGAGGCGCAGAGACAGGAGGUGGAGUGCGUUGAAAUGAACGACAGCACGCGGGUGGUGGACCAGAUCACCACUGUCUGAGCGCGUGGCGGCGGCGGUGGGGGUGAUGUUGUUGUUGUUUUUCUUUUAUUAGUUUCCCCCCCCC
Molecule: messenger RNA, 3247 nt
Organism: Pungitius pungitius (ninespine stickleback)
Lineage: Eukaryota; Metazoa; Chordata; Actinopteri; Perciformes; Gasterosteidae
Gene: ptchd1
Product: patched domain containing 1
Biological process (GO): cognition; chemical synaptic transmission
Cellular component (GO): plasma membrane; synapse
Source: RefSeq, a predicted model, not a curated record